This is a messenger RNA of Sycon ciliatum, 2562 nucleotides long. RefSeq lists its product as uncharacterized. The record is from RefSeq and is a predicted model, not a curated record. NCBI's taxonomy places the organism in Eukaryota, Metazoa, Porifera, Calcarea, Leucosolenida, Sycettidae. The coding region runs from base 97 to 969 and encodes 290 amino acids. The transcript has 3 exons.
AAUUUUGUGAUUUCGAGUUGAGUAACCUGCAUAGCCUCCUUCCAAUCCUCACAGUUUGUUUUCGUGGGCAGCCUUCUCUGAAGCAAGCUGUGUGCAAUGAAACGAAAGCGUGAAGUCCACGACGAUGAAGCAGAGGAGAACAGCGAACCCAGCGAGGAAGCAGCGAGAAAAAAGAAAGUGAAGAAAUCCAAGAAAUCUGCCCGAAAGGAAAACGAUAACGCUGCUGAGGAUGCAGGCCGCGGGAACGAAAGCGAGCAGACAGACCAGCCUGAUGACGAGGCGGCUGGCACGGUGACCUCCCCUGCGCAAGGCGAUUCCACAAAGGCGCCGGAGUCCAAGAGUCCUGGCAGAGAGAAAAAGGGACCUGUGAACGACCCUGAUCGAUUGUGGAAACGGGAGAAGACUGAUCACCAUGAGUACGUACAACUCAAACAAGCAGCAGAUGCUGCCGGCAGCGGCAGAAAGAAGAAUCAGGGCAGCGCUGCCCAGAUGGCGGUGGAGUAUCUUCGGCAGUGGCAGGAAGACAAGAAGAAUUGGUCGUUCCGUAAAGUGCGACAAGUUUGGCUCCUGCAACACAUGUAUGACAAGAAUAAGGUGAGCAAGUCGAACUUCAAGAUCCUGGUUGACUAUCUGUCGGGACUUAAGGGCGCGUCUCGACAUGUCACCCUGGAGCAGUCUAGGAAAAUCAUCGAAGGAGAAGAGGACGAAAGUGACGAGGCGGUUGACGACGACGAGACUAAAGGCGAUAUGUCUCAGGCGGCCGCUGUGGAUCCGGAUGCUGACGGUGACGGUGAGGAUGAAGAGAAAGAGAAUAAGGAAGAUGACGGAGCGGAGGAAGGCGAGAAAGUCAGUGAGGAGCAGAGACGUGCGGAACGCGAAGCAGAGCGCGAGAGAAAAGCUGCGGAGCGCGUGAAGCGGCGGCACAUCCGUGAGAAGCGUGCCAAGCAGAUCCUGAGAGAACUUUCCUGAGUUCUCCGGCGGUCCCUCAGUAACACUGUGCUGCUGGUGGUGGUGGUGAGGGAUUACUGAUGGUGGUGAGGGAUUACUGAUGGUGGCGAGGGAUUACUGAUGGUGGCGAGGGAUUACUGAUGGUGGUCGAUGUACACUGGCAUUAUGUACUAGUACCCCCAUUGCCCAACAGCGCCCCCUAGUCGGCUCUCCCACCAGGGAAUGAUGCCUUUAUCUAAAGCCUGUAGUACUGAUUGAGAGCAAGUAUCAGCGUGGACCCCGUUACACCCAGCACCAGUACAGACAUCAUCAACUGAGUAACGGCGAGCUAUGCUGUUUUGUGGGCCACCGCCCAGGAUGUCAACUGGACGCCGCGACAUUGGCGUUCCUCGAAGUGUCCCUCACCUCGGACACCACGGCAUUGACGUUCCUCGAAGUGUCGCUCGCCUUGCUGGAUCGUCACACCUCUGCAACGCCCUGUCAUCGGUCGUCGUGCGUUGGCCUGGCUGGAUUUUUGGUGGCAAGUCACAGGCUGACAAUAUGCAGGGCAACAGCUGUCCCUAGUGCGGGUGUGCAGUGAGUACUUCUGGUGAUACACGUGCAAGCAUCGACCGAGUAAGUGUCGGCAGCGCUAUUGUUGCGUGCACAGCGCGCUCAUGUGAUGGGAUGGGUAGUGACAGACUGGAGCAUGCCUUGACGCGCACAUAAACAGCUGACGCUCACUGCACGGUAUCGCCAUUGAUACCGCAAGUAUGCACUGGAUAUCUGCUGGCAUGCAGUCAAUGCUAGGAACUCACGUACACGCAUGAAUGAAGCUUGCUGAAUAUUUGUGUGUGCGGUGAUGUUUAUUGCACAGUUACUGGGGAACAAAUUUAUCUCCUCCUGCUUUUUUUAAUUAUCAUUUGCGCUCUAGCUGCUGCUGGGGCUCCAAUGAUGUUUGGUUUGCUUGGCAUGGCUUUAAGUGUAAAGUUAGUUGUGUGCAGCCGCAUUGGGCUUGCGACAUGUGCAGCUUGUCACUCGCCAACACUCUGGCGCCAUAGCGUCUGCUGCUGCUGCUGGCGUGCGGUCGGGGGCUUCUCUCUGGCGGUGAUUCCUGCCGGCGUCGCUCCUGCAUAUUCGUUUGUGCUGGCAGGUGCACUGUGUAGUCGUCAUUGUCUUGACAGCUGUUGCGUUCCAUGCCGUGUCUGAGGGUGUGUUUGGUGUUUCUGCGGUUCUCGUCUGCUGUAUUCUGCUAGCCACCUUGGCUUGAGUUGGGUGAUGUUCACGCAGAGUGAGAAGGAGGGAGAGAGUAUAGAGAUCAUUGCGCUUGUGUCCGCGCACACCGUAUUUACUUUUUAUUUUCUUUCUCUCUUUUUUUUGUCGUGCAAGCUCAUUCUCAGCAGCUUAUCAGCGCUCUGCUACAGCCCGCAUAAUUAUGCAGGCAGGCAGUGCUCACUGCAUGCAGUCGCCAUGUUUUUAUCUUGCUCUUGAGCUCUGUGCCCAGUUCUGGUCAGUGAUGGCUUCUAAUUAGUUUUUGGCGCUCGUGACGUGUUUUUGCUGUUGUGAGGAUUUCUUGACCGCCGCGUGUGCUCGAGCUGAAGAUUUGAAUAUUUUCAUUUAUUUUUGUCUGGAGUG